Messenger RNA from Caenorhabditis briggsae, 837 nucleotides. The record is from RefSeq and is a predicted model, not a curated record. The transcript is spliced from 3 exons. NCBI's taxonomy places the organism in Eukaryota, Metazoa, Nematoda, Chromadorea, Rhabditida, Rhabditidae. Gene Ontology annotation, cellular component: cytosol. The coding region runs from base 1 to 837 and encodes 278 amino acids. Gene Ontology annotation, biological process: formaldehyde catabolic process. Gene Ontology annotation, molecular function: S-formylglutathione hydrolase activity.
AUGGCUGCUACUUUGGUCUCUAAAAACCAAAGCUUCCAGGGAAAACAGUAUGUCUAUAAGCAUGCAAGUCCAACAACCCAAUGUGGUAUGACAUUCGGUGUCUAUAUCCCAGACCAUGAGCCAGAUGAGAAGCUCCCAACCCUCUUCUAUCUCUCCGGCCUAACCUGUACCCAUGCCAAUUUUAUGGAGAAAUCCGGCUUCCAACAAUACGCUUCUAAACACAAAAUCAUCGUUGUCCAUCCCGAUACAUCGCCACGUGGCUUCGAUAUUGAAGGCGAUUCGGAUAGUUGGGAUUUUGGAAAAGGGGCGGGAUUCUAUGUGAACGCUACUGUGGAAAAAUGGGCGAAGAAUUAUAGAAUGUACGAUUAUAUUGUGAAGGAAUUGCUGGAAGAAGUGGCUCCAAGUGUGGCUCCGAUUGAUUUGGGAAGAGUUGGAAUCUUCGGCCACUCAAUGGGCGGUCAUGGUGCUCUCACAAUCGGACUGAGAAAUCCCGGAAAAUUCAAAUCCAUUUCUGCAUUUGCCCCAAUUUGCAACCCAAUCACCGUUCCAUGGGGACAGAAAGCCCUUACCGGCUACCUGGGACCAGAUCAAACCACGUGGCAGCCCUACGACGCUUCAGAAAUCCUGAAGACGUACCAAGGACCUCGUCGGGAGAUCCUCGUCGAUCAAGGAGCGUCGGACAACUUCUUGGAGCAACUGAAGCCAGAAACUUUGAAGCCAACGGAGCAUGCUGGCGUCGUGCUGAGAAUCCAACCGGAAUUUGAUCAUUCUUACUACUUUAUUGCCAGUUUCAUGGGAGACCACUUUGAGCAUCAUGCCAGAAUUUUGAAGGCUUGA